CACCUGUUCGUGGAUCAGAAGUUGCAGAGAAGGGCCAUGGCCAGCCACGAGCACAAGAUCGACCACCUCGACCAACCCUACUACGGGCCACCCAUCCCUCCAGCACCACCGGCGACAACCAGUGCCGGCGUCCGCCCGCCGGGGCGCCGCCGUGACUCGUACGCGCUCUUCUGCCACGCCUUCCGCGUGCUGACGCUCGUGCUCAUCGCGCUCGGCGUCGUGGCGCUGGUGCUCUGGCUCGUCUACCAGCCCAGCAACCUCAAGGCAUACGUCGACUCCGCGCAGCUCACCCGCUUCGACCUCGCCACCGACGCCAACGGCACCGGAACCCAGCUGCUGCGCUACAACCUCACCGUGGGCGUCAGCAUCCGCAACCCGAACCGGAAGCAGGCCGUGCUGUACAGGCGCCUGGACGCCGUGGCGUUCUACGGCGGCCAGCGGUUCGGGUACGUCGACUUCCCGCGGAUGCAGCAGGACCGGAAGAGCACGAUGGAGGUACGGCCGAGCUUCCAUGGACAGGCCGCCUUCGCAACCGGCGAGGCAGCGUUGUUCGGCAGGGAGAAGGAGGAGGGGUUCUUCGGCAUCAACGUCAAGCUACACACGAGGGUGCGGCUGAAGGUGAUCAUCGUCAACAGCGUCGAGUACAGGCCGGACGUGGACUGCUACAUCAGGGUCCCAGACCCGAGCAACGCCACGGCGGUGGCGCUGGGGUUCACGCCGACGCAGUGCCAUGUCGACGACUUCUCGUGACAGAUGAGCGCGGAAGAUGCGAGCAAUAAGUUUGAUGUUACGCGGAUGAAUUGAUCGAAAUGUUUACGUUCGCGUACUGUCAUUUUCUGCUUGAUUUUUCUUUUAUCUAAGACUAACUACCUAUCCGUUGGGAUCCAAUAUCUGCUAAUUAAUAGUCAUCUAGCUAAUAUGUCACAACUAAUAUUAGCAAGUUUGGUUCAAGUAGUGAAAUACUAGUUAUUAGUUAUGUACCUAGCUAACAAUAGACCUGUUUGGAUCAAGGAGACGAUUAUUAGCAGCUAACUACUAAAUAUAUCUCCAUGAAUCUAAACCAGGCUUGAUUAAUCCUUAGAUUUGGCAUUUUUUAUUUAUUUUGUAAAAAAAACACGCAAAUUUUCGUUGUUUA
Messenger RNA from Sorghum bicolor (sorghum), 1135 nucleotides. RefSeq names its product NDR1/HIN1-like protein 10. Gene Ontology annotation, biological process: defense response to other organism. NCBI's taxonomy places the organism in Eukaryota, Viridiplantae, Streptophyta, Magnoliopsida, Poales, Poaceae. The transcript has a single exon. The annotation marks the transcript as partial. The record is from RefSeq and is a predicted model, not a curated record.